AAAUGAACGCUUUUCUUGUAGUUCUAGACUAGGUGUAUACGGUUGGUUCACUAACACAAGUGGAAUAUAUUUAUCAUUUAGACUGUUGAACUGUGACUGUCAGUAAGCAGAAAUAUCCAGUAGUUUAUUAUGCAACAGCUAUUCUCAAUGGAGUGGCCUAAGUUUUAUCCAUCUCGCAUACCACUUUUUGCUGCCAUUCACGCUUUGUUUUGGUUGCCAGUAAUGUAUUUGAUCGCAAUUUAUUAUGAUCAUGUACAACCAGUUGUUCCAUACGUGAGCGCUCUUGGUGUGUAUCCGCCGGAAAAAUAUACUUUUAUGUAUUCCUUGGGAUUAUUUGGAGUACUAACUAUUAUAAGUCAAUGGUUUUGGUACUUAAUGAUGAGAAGAACACUUGUGGAGAGAAAUGCUUGGUCAACGGUUAGUGGACUACUCUGCAUCAUCGUACCGAUAACUUUUUCAAUAUCAGGCAUAUCCAUAAUAGCAUUGUCAAUAAUUGAUGGAAAAACUGACAACCAUACACAUUAUUACUUCUCUCUAAUGAAUUUCUAUUGUCACCUGGUUUCAAUUCCACUGGGUGGUCUGCUUGUUUCAUAUGCUUUCCAUCCACAGAGAUGGUUUUUCUUCGCUAGAUUAAUUGUUUGGAUUCAGAUGAUUCUUGGCGCACAUUUUUUUAUAUAUUUCAAUCAGCUUGGACUCUUAAUUGUGAAAGCGGAAGACUACUACUAUAUAAAACGACAUGAACCGGGAUAUGAAGAAUACAAAUGGAGCGCAGUGAGCGAAUGGUUUGUAAUACUGGGAAUCGUAGAAAACGCAUUCAUCACCAGUUUAGAACUACGGAAUUAUGAAAAGAAAAGAUUGCAUAUAGAAUAAGAAGUUCCACAAGGUAAUGGAGAGUUGAAUUAACUGCAAACAUUUCUUUCACUGCACCUGAGGAUAUAGAGACAUAAUAUAGGAUUUUCUUAAAUCCUUUGUUAUGCUCAAGUCCUAUGAUUAGUAAGAAUUUUGUUUUCUUAAAAAUAUGAAUAGAAACAUUAUUAUUAUUAUUAUUGCACCACUUUCUUUACAUUCACAACUUAUAUAUUAUAUGGAAAGAUAAAAGUGUAAAGAGAACAGACUUCAGGUAUGCAAUAAUAUUUUCAUUUUUUCUGAAAUGAACAGUCG
Trichobilharzia szidati is the source of this 1161-nucleotide messenger RNA. The record is from the annotation of a GenBank genome assembly. NCBI's taxonomy places the organism in Eukaryota, Metazoa, Platyhelminthes, Trematoda, Strigeidida, Schistosomatidae.